AUGCUUCUGUUUAUGCUUGCAGGUCUCCUGGGUCUAGCCUCUUCGGGAGACAAGAGGAGAGGAGCAGAACAAAAAUCACCUUACAUGGACCAAAUUACGGGCCAGCAGCACCAGCAGAAACCCGUUCAGUCGAAUCAGGCGGGCUUCACAGAAGGUGAUAUGGGACCCUGGGUAGCUCUGCAUCAUCCGCUGCCCGUCAUGCCACAGCAACACCGAGGAAUGCAACAGCAACAGCAGCGGAAGAAGCAGGAAGAGCAGCAAAAGCAGCAACGCUAG
Eimeria tenella is the source of this 276-nucleotide messenger RNA. RefSeq lists its product as uncharacterized. NCBI's taxonomy places the organism in Eukaryota, Apicomplexa, Conoidasida, Eucoccidiorida, Eimeriidae. The transcript has 2 exons. The record is from RefSeq and is a predicted model, not a curated record. The coding region runs from base 1 to 276 and encodes 91 amino acids.